This is a messenger RNA of Triticum turgidum subsp. durum (durum wheat), 1104 nucleotides long. The record is from the annotation of a GenBank genome assembly. NCBI's taxonomy places the organism in Eukaryota, Viridiplantae, Streptophyta, Magnoliopsida, Poales, Poaceae.
AUGCAAGCGUCGGCCAUGGAGCUCGUGCUCUUCCGGGAGGAGGGGGCCGUGGACGAUCGGCUGCAGCAGCGCGGGGGUGCCGUCGUCAAGCGGAAGCGCACCAAGAGGCCGCGCCACCAGACGCCGCCGGUGGCCGCCAUGGCCUGCUCCUCCGCGUCCUCCUCCGAGAGCACCACCACCGAGGAGGAGGACAUGGCCCACUGCCUCAUCCUCCUCGCCCAGGGCGCGGCGCCGCCCGGAGUCGUCGUCGACUCGAGGCCGCCGCCCGCGACGGUGCCGCAGGAGGCUCGCCAGGGGACGUCGUCGCUUCCCCCGGCCGGCCCUCUGCCGCCGCCGGCGGUGGUGUCGGCCAAGACGGAGAGGUACACCAGCCGCAAGUACACGGAGGCGGCCACCACGGCGGACGGUGUCAGGGCCGGCUUCUACGUGUACGAGUGCAAGACGUGCAACAAGUGCUUCCCCACCUUCCAGGCCCUCGGCGGCCACCGCGCCAGCCACAAGAAGCCACGCCUCGCCGGAGCCGACGACGACAGCGCCGCCAACGCCACCAGCGUCGCCAUCGCCAAGCUGUCCAAGCCACCAUCGACGAAGACGGCGACGCCACCGCUGGUGCAGAUGACGACGGCCUCGCCGCCACCGCCCCCACCGCCUCAGGUCGACGCCGCCCCGGACGUGACCACCGUGCUCAGCCUCAACAACGGCGGCAACGCCGUCUGCCACGCCGUCAACACCAACAGGCUCCGGGUGCACGAGUGCUCCAUAUGCGGGGCCGAGUUCGCCUCCGGGCAGGCGCUGGGCGGGCACAUGCGACGCCACCGGCCGCUACACGCGCCCGCAGAUCGCGCCAUCGCAACAACCGCCGUGACCGCGAUCGCCGCGUCCACGACGAAGAAAGAGAAAGACAGCACCCCGGCCGGAAUCAACCUGGAGCUCGACCUCAACCUGCCGGCGCCGUCCGACGAGGAGUGCGUCUCACACCCUCCACCGCCACCACCACCAUCAUCGGUGCCACCGGUGGUGCUCGGGCUCGGCCCGUUCGACAGCGGCAAGAAACGGCUGAUGCUCACGGCCGCCUCCGCCGCGCUGGUGGAUUGCCAUUAUUAA